Messenger RNA from Daldinia caldariorum, 2456 nucleotides. RefSeq lists its product as uncharacterized. Gene Ontology annotation, biological process: transmembrane transport. Gene Ontology annotation, molecular function: purine nucleobase transmembrane transporter activity. Lineage: Eukaryota; Fungi; Ascomycota; Sordariomycetes; Xylariales; Hypoxylaceae. Bases 472 to 2214 code for a protein of 580 amino acids. The record is from RefSeq and is a predicted model, not a curated record. Gene Ontology annotation, cellular component: plasma membrane. The transcript has 8 exons.
AGGACAAGCCCUCCAGCGAUUAGUAGUAGCUCGUGGCUAGCCUUUUAUAUCAGAUAACAAACGAUAGAAACUGCAAAUCUACUAGGUUAACCUAGUUACUACAUAAUCCGUAAGGGUAUUAUCUCAUUCCAUUUGCACUAGAUCUUCGCUAGCCAAUACCACCAUGAGUAGACAUCUUCACGCUCCCCAGCAGGGCGUGAAUUCGUAUCUUUCUUUCCCUUCUUUUUUAUCUGGGUGCUCGUGUGCCAUGUGGCUUUCGGCCUUCCGCCUUGUGUAUAUUUCUUGCUUGUUGACAUGAAUAUUUCAUCAACCAAUUCCUUAUUUCUGUUUCAUACCGAGGUCCUAAUUCCAAGUGGCCCUAUUUGCAACUGGUUUCGGUUUCAGUUUUACCUCGUAGGGCUAUCUGGGCCGUAAAGAGAAUAACUCGAACUCGUUCCCUACCUUACCGCAGCCUAAAGCCCAUUCGUCGACAUGGCCUGGAUCCACGAUAUCAAUGUUAGGGUUGCGAAGAGCCCGGUUGGGCGAUGGUUCCAACUAGAGGGAUCAGGUCACCCCAAGGAACGCAAGGGUUCCUAUUUCUUCACCGAGCUGCGAGCUGGGAUUGCUGCAUUUUUCGCUAUGGCUUAUAUCAUCGCUGUCAACUCAAGCGUCGUAUCCGAUACGGGUGGUACCUGCGUAUGCAACGGUGGACCGGAUGACCAAGCCUGCAAAGUGAACGAAGAGUACCUAUUAUGCGUCGCUGAAAUUAAACGCGACCUAGUUACGGCGACGGCUGCCAUUUCUGCGCUGUCGUCGUUCUGUAUGGGCUUGUUUGCAAACCUCCCGGUGUCAUUAGCUCCUGGUAUGGGUCUGAAUGCGUACUUUGCUUACACCGUGGUUGGAUUUCACGGUACAGGACUUGUACCUUACUCCGUAGCCCUAACGGCCACCUUUGUCGAAGGAUGGGUGUUUUUUGCCCUUGCUCUGUUUGGCCUACGUCAAUGGCUCGCAAGAGCAAUCCCACGAUCGAUCAAACUUGCCACGAGCGUGGGAAUAGGCCUGUUUCUAACUUUGAUUGGGUUGACGUAUAGUGAAGGCAUAGGCCUAAUCACUGGUGCGCAAGACACACCAAUGGAGGUGGCUGGCUGCUCGGCUGUAGACCAAACUACUGGACUUUGUGACGAUGGAGACAAGAUGCGUAAUCCGAAGAUGUGGAUUGGAAUAUUCUGUGGUGGAGUUUUGACCGUUCUCCUGAUGAUGUAUCGCGUAAAGGGUGCCAUAGUAGCCGGGAUCCUACUGGUUAGUAUUAUCUCCUGGCCACGUGGAACUUCUGUCACCUACUUUCCAUACACAGCUGUGGGAGAUGAUGCUUUCAACUUCUUCAAAAAAGUUGUAGACUUCCAUAAGAUUACCAAAACCCUCACCGUCCAACGCUGGGAUAUCGCGGAGUAUGGGGGCCAGUUUGGACUGGCAUUUAUUACAUUCCUCUACGUUGAUAUCCUCGACUGUACGGGAACAUUGUACUCAAUGGCGCGAUUUGCCAACGUUAUCGAUCCUGUAACUGAGGAUUUCGAGGGUUCAACUAUGGCAUAUAUGGUUGAUGCGAUUAGCAUAUCUAUUGGAUCUCUCCUAGGGUGUCCGCCUGUUACGGCCUUUGUUGAAAGCGGAGCUGGUAUUGCCGAAGGUGGGCGAACAGGUCUUACUUCCAUGACUACGGGCCUAUGCUUCUUCAUAUCAAUAUUCUUCGCGCCCAUCUUUGCAUCCAUCCCUCCAUGGGCUACAGGUUGCGUACUGGUCUUGGUUGGGUCGAUGAUGAUGCGAGCGGUGACUGAGAUUAACUGGAAGUAUCUGGGCGACGCUAUACCAGCAUUUGUUACCAUCUUUGCAAUGCCUUUUACGUAUAGCAUUGCCGAUGGUCUUAUCGGUGGUAUUUGCCUAUAUAUCACGCUUAAUACGCUAGUUUGGCUUAUCGAGAAGAUAUCCCGGGGACGUAUCGUCCCGCCCAACAAGGCGGAAAAGGACCAUUGGACUUGGAGACUUCGUGGUGGCAUACUGCCGCCUUGGGUAAUGCGUCUCUACACUGGCAAAAGUGACUUCACCCAGGACGAUACGCCUGUGACUGAAUCGAGUGUAGACGUACCCGGAGAAGAGGAGAUGGUGAAGACGAAAUCGAAAGAACCUGGGAGGGGCCAGACCGAAGCGUCUACACUUCGGGUUCAGGAGAAGUCUACUUGAAAUAUUAUCUAUAUAUGGGGAUGGUGUAGCAUAUAUGUAUAUAUAUAGUCGACUCUGUGUGUAUCUGGAAUAGAUACCAGCCCGGGAUAUGUUAGAUAUUUAUCCGGAUGGCUUCUUGACAGCGCAAAUUUUUUUUUUUGGAGAUAUUCGGACCGAUGUAUGGGUUCAUUUCGGAUGUAUGUUACGUUGGAGAAGACUUGUGAACCAUAGAUGGAGGAGUUACACGGGGACGCAGAAGGAUG